Messenger RNA from Peromyscus maniculatus bairdii (prairie deer mouse), 8150 nucleotides. NCBI's taxonomy places the organism in Eukaryota, Metazoa, Chordata, Mammalia, Rodentia, Cricetidae. The record is from RefSeq and is a predicted model, not a curated record.
CCCUCCCCCGCCUCGGCCUGCCGCGGGGAGGGGGCUAGCGUCGCCGCCUCCAGCUGCUCCUCAUGAAGCAGCUGCCGUCGCAGCCGCCACCGAAGAUGGGGGAUUUCUACGAUCCCGAGCACCCGACCCCUGAAGAAGAAGAAAAUGAGGCAAAGAUUGAAAAUGUGCAGAAAACAGGUUUCAUCAAAGGACCAAUGUUCAAAGGUGUUGCUUCUAGCCGAUUUUUGCCCAAAGGCACGAAGACAAAAGUUAAUUUGGAGGAACAAGGACGGCAGAAGGUGUCAUUCAGCUUCAGUCUUACAAAGAAAACUUUACAGAACAGGUUUCUCACUGCACUUAGCAAUGAAAAGCAGAGCGAUUCUCCAAACUCACCAGCUAACCCUCUUCCAGUAGACUCAAACCCUAAAGUGAAAAUGGACCCAGGAGAUACUUUUCCUGCUACAGAAGAGUCUUCCCCACCAAAGUCAAGAGUGGAGUUGGGUAGAAUUCAUUUUAAGAAACAUCUGCUUCAUGUGACAUCCAGGCCACAGCCGGCUACAACUACAGCAGUAGCAUCUCCCCCUCCUCCUCCAACACAGUUACCAGCGGUCAUAGCAGAAUCCAGUAUAGAUUCACCACCUUCAUCGCCACCUCCACCUCCUCCACCUCCCCAAGCCACAUCACCCUCACCACCAGCACCAAUAUCAGAGCCAGUGGUCUUACCACAUCCCCCAGUAACAGUACUAAUGACUGCACCAGUACCCUUACCAGUGGAUAGAGCUCCGAAAGAAUCGCCUGUUAAAAGUGUGCCCGAAUCCUUAGAGGUGGAUAGGAAGCAGGAUAUUGUAUCUAAUAGUUUGGAAGAACACACAGUUCAAACUUUGAAAGAACAAGCAGAUAAUCCCCUGCAAAGAGAAGAUUCCCAUAUUGGGAAGGAAGAAGAAGUUUCUGAUGGUUCUAAGAUAAGCCUCAGUUCUAAAAAAGCAAGUUCUAAGAAGAAAUCUUCACAAUUUGAAGGCACAUUGCUUGGUUCAGAAUCUGAUGAAGAUUCUGUACGGACUUCCUCCAGUCAAAGAUCACAUGACUUAAAAUCUUCAACAAGCAUUGAGAAGGAAAGAGAUUUUAAAAAGAGCUCAGUACCUUCAAAAAGUGAGGAUUUGGGGAAAUCAUCGCGAUCUAAAACAGAGAGAGAUGAUAAAUACUUUAGCUACUCAAAACUUGAAAGAGAUACUCGGUAUGUAUCUUCCCGAUGUAGGUCCGAAAGGGACAGAAGGCGGAGCCGAUCUCGUUCUAGAUCUGACAGAGUCUCUAGAACUAGUUUGUCUUAUUCUCGGGCAGAGCGAUCUCAUUAUUACGAUUCUGAUCGGCGCUACCAUAGGAGUUCCCCUUACCGUGAAAGGACACGCUAUUCUCGGCCCUAUACAGAUAACAGGACACGGGAGAGCUCAGACUCUGAAGAUGAAUAUAAGAAGACAUAUGCAAGGCGCACCUCAUCCCAUUCCUACCGAGACCUAAGGACAUCAUCAUCUUACUCUAAAUUUGAUCGGGACUGUAAAACUGAGACUUCUUACUUAGAGAUGGAGAGAAGAGGAAAGUAUUCUUCAAAACCAGAAAGAGAAUCCAAGCGGACUUCAGAGCAUGAAGCCAUAAAAAGAUGUUGUUCUCCCCCGACUGAACUGGGAUUCCGACGGGGGUCCUCCUAUUCCAAGCAUGAUAACAGUGCUUCCCGUUACAAAUCUGCCCUUUCAAAACCUGUAUCCAAGUCUGAUAAAUUUAAAAAUUCUUUCUGUUGUACAGAAUUAAAUGAGGAAAGUAAACAAUCUCAUUCUUUUAGUUUGCAGACUCCUUGUUCAAAAGGUAGUGAAUUAAGAACAAUUAAUAAAAUUCCUGAAAGAGAAAAGACUGGGUCUCCAUCUCCAUCAAAUCAAUUAAAUGAUUCACCUACUUUUAAAAAGCUAGAUGAAUCUCCUGUUCUUAAGCCUGAAUUUAUAGGACAUGAUAGCCAUGAUAGUAUUAAAGAAUUGGAGUCAUUAUCAAAAGUGAAAAAUGAUCAGUUAAGAGGUUUUUGUUCUAUUGAAUUAAAUAUAAAUGGAUCUCCAGAGACAGAAUCCGAUAUGGCAACAUUUUGUGCUACUAAAACAGAUGCUAUUUCAAUGACUUCAGAUGAUAGUGUGACUGGAUCAGAGAUAUCUCCUUUGGUCAAGGCUUGCAUACUUUCAUCAAAUGGAUUUCAGAAUAUUGGUAGAUGCAAAGAAAAGGACUCAGAUGAUUCCUAUAGACAGCAUAAUAAGUCAAAAAGUCCAUUUAGGGAAACAGAACCUCUGUUGUCACCACACCAUGACAAACUCAUGUCUUUGCCAGUUAAGACUAUAGAUUAUUCCAAAACAUUAAUUAAAGAACCAGUUGAUAAGAGACGUUCCUGCUGCAAAACCAAAGAUUCAGAUAGAUACUGUUCUCCAAAUGAGAACUCUGAAGCUGAAAAUAUUGAACCUUCAGUUAUGAAGAUUUCUUCAAAUAGCUUUAUGAAUGUGCAUUUGGAAUCAAAACCAGUUAUAUGUGAUAAUAGAGAGCCGACAGAUCAGCACUCAAAAUUUGCAUGUGAUGAAUAUAAGCAGAGCAUUGGUAGCACUAGUUCAGCUUCACUUAAUCAUUUUGAUGAUUUGUAUGGGUCUGUAGGGAGUUCAGGUAUUAUUUCAUCUCUUCAGAGUCUUCCACCAGGAAUAAAAUGUGAAGGGAAUACAUCUCCAGUUCUAGAUGCAGUGCAGAGUAAAAGAAGCACAGAGUUCUUAAAGUAUGCAGGGAAAGAAACAGAAGUGGGUAGUGCCCUUCCUGAUUCAGGAAAGGGAUUUGCUUCUUGGGAAAACCGGCAUAAUAAUGUAUUAUCUGGGCAGUCUUUGCAAGAGGCUCAAGAAGAGGAGAAUUCCAUAUUGCAUGAAAGAAGAGGAAGACCAGAAAUCUUAGAUGAGGAGGGAAGAGGGCAUACACAUACUUCUGAUGACUCAGAGGUUGUAUUUUCUUACGAUUUGAAUUUAACCAUGGAGGACAGUGACGGUAUAACUUACACCUUAAAAUGUGACAGUAGUGGUAAUGCUCCUGAAAUUAUAUCUACUAUCCAUGAAGAUUAUUCUGGAUCUUCUGGAAGUUCAAGUGACGAAAGUGAUUCAGAAGAUACAGAGUCUGAUGACAGCAGUAUUCCAAGAAACCGUCUCCAGUCUGUUGUGGUUGUGCCAAAGAAUUCUACUUUGCCCAUGGAAGAGACAAGUCCCUGUUCUUCUCGGAGCAGUCAUAGCUACCGACAUUACUCUGACCACUGGGAAGAGGAAAGAUUAGAAUCAAGGAGACAUGCGUAUGAGGAUAAGUUUGAUGGUAUGGCAAGUAAAAGCUGUCCUCAGACUGAAAAAUUCUUCCUUCAUAAAGGAACAGAGAGGAACCCAGAAACUUCUUAUUCACAGUUCAGCAGAAAAGUAGAUAAUCACCUGCCUGAAAUUGCUCAUUCUCAGAGUGAUGGGGUUGAUAGUACAAGUCAUACAGACUUGAAAUCUGACCCUCUAGGUCACCUGAAUUCAGAGGACACAGUAAGAACCAAAACAUCUAGGUCUCAAGAGCUACCAGUUUACUCUUCUGAUGAUUUUGAAGAUAUCCCAAAUAAGUCUCGGCAACAGAUAAUUUUCUCUAACAGACCAGAUAGUAGUAGACUAGGAAAAACAGAGCUAAACUUUUCUUCCUCUUGUGACAUUUCCCAUAUAGAUGGCUUGCACUCAUCAGAAGAGCUCAGAAACCUAGGAUGGGACUUCUCCCAACAAGAAAGGCCCACUACCACAUACCAGCAACCUGACAGCAGUUAUGGAGCCUGUGGUACACACAGGCAUCAACAAAGUGCUGAACAUUUUGGAGGGACCCACAGUUACUGGCAAGGCAAUGGCUAUUGGGAUCCAAGAUCAGCAGGCAGACCUCCAGGAACUGGGGUUGCUUAUGAUCGAAUUCAGGGGCAGGUACCAGAUUCUUUAACAGAUGAUCGGGAAGAAGAGGAGAAUUGGGAUCAACGAAGUGGAUCACAAUUUUCAAGCCAGUCCAAUAAAUUUUUCUUCCAUCAAAAGGACAAGGGAUCAGUGCAAGCACCCGAAAUAAGCAGCAAUUCAAUUAAGGACUCUUUAGUUAUGAAUGAAAGGAAAGAUUUUUCAAAAAAUUUUGAAAAAAAUGAUAUAAAAGAGAGAGGACCUCCUAAAAAACGGAGGCAAGAAUUAGAGAGUGAUUCUGAAAGUGAUGGGGAGCUGCAGGCUAGAAAGAAAGUCAGAGUGGAGAGUGAACCAGGAGAGACAUCAGUGCCCCUGCACUCGGAGCUGAUGGGGCCCUCUUGUGCUAUGGAUGAUUUCAGGGACCCACAGCGGUGGAAAGAAUUUGCCAAGCUGGGGAAGAUGCCCUGCUACUUUGAUCUCAUUGAAGAAAAUGUUUAUUUAACAGAAAGAAAGAAGAAUAAAUCCCAUCGGGACAUUAAGCGAAUGCAGUGUGAGUGUACACCUCUUUCUAAAGAUGAAAGAGCUCAAGGUGAAAUAGCGUGUGGAGAAGAUUGCCUUAAUCGUCUCCUCAUGAUUGAAUGCUCCUCUCGAUGUCCAAAUGGGGAUUAUUGUUCGAAUAGACGGUUUCAGCGAAAGCAGCAUGCAGAUGUGGAAGUCAUACUGACAGAAAAGAAAGGCUGGGGUCUGAGAGCUGCCAAGGACCUUCCUUCGAACACCUUUGUCCUGGAAUACUGUGGAGAGGUACUUGAUCAUAAAGAGUUUAAAGCCCGGGUGAAAGAAUAUGCACGGAACAAAAACAUCCACUACUAUUUCAUGGCCCUGAAAAAUGAUGAGAUAAUAGAUGCCACUCAAAAAGGGAAUUGCUCUCGUUUCAUGAAUCAUAGCUGUGAGCCAAACUGUGAAACCCAAAAAUGGACUGUGAAUGGACAACUGAGGGUUGGAUUUUUUACUACCAAACUGGUUCCUUCAGGCUCAGAGUUAACAUUCGACUAUCAAUUCCAAAGAUAUGGUGGUACUUUUCUCGAUAGUGAUGCUUUCUCGGGUGUUCGUUCCCAUAGUUCCUGUGUCAGAGUGGAUGGAGAGCUGGAAGCGCUGAUGGAAAAUGGUGAGGGCCUCUCUGAUAAAAAUCAGGUUCUUAGUUUAUCCCGGCUUAUGGUUAGAAUUGAAACUCUGGAACAGAAACUUACCUGUCUCAAGCUCAUUCAGAACACACACUCGCAGUCCUGCCUCAAGUCAUUUCUGGAACGCCAUGGGUUGUCAUUGCUGUGGAUCUGGAUGGCAGAGCUUGGUGAUGGCCGGGAAAGUAACCAGAAGCUUCAGGAAGAGAUUAUAAAGACUUUGGAGCAUUUGCCCAUUCCUACUAAAAAUAUGUUGGAAGAAAGCAAAGUACUUCCAAUUAUUCAACGUUGGUCUCAGACCAAGACUGCUGUCCCUCAGUUAAGUGAAGGCGAUGGAUAUUCUAGUGAGAAUACAUCACGUGCUCACACACCACUUAAUACACCUGAUCCUUCCAUCAAGCUGAGCACAGAAGUGGAUACAGAGACUCCCAAGAAACUCAUGUUUCGCAGACUUAAAAUUAUCAGUGAAAAUAGCAUGGACAGUGCAAUCUCAGAUGUAACCAGUGAGCUAGAAUGCAAGGAUGGCAAGGAGGACCUGGAUCAGUUAGAAGCGGUCACUGUGGAAGAAGAUGACGACUUGCAGUCACAACAACUCCUGCCACAGCAGCUGGGUGAGCCCAAAGUUGAGAGCGAAACCACCCUCGAAGUCAGUAAAUUACCCCCAUCUGAACCAGAGGCCGACACAGAGACAGAGCUCAAAGAAAGCAGUGGCACAAAACUGGAAGAAGCCAUUGCUGAGGAGACACCGUCCCAAGAUGAAGAAGAGGGCGUGUCUGAUGUUGAAAGUGAGAGAAGCCAAGAACCGCCAGAUAAAACAGUGGAUAUAAGUGAUUUGGCCACCAAGCUGCUAGACAGUUGGAAAGACCUAAAGGAGGUGUAUCGAAUUCCAAAGAAAAGUCAAACCGAAAAGGAGAGCACAGUAACUGAACGAGGAAGGGAUGCUGCUACCUUCAGAGAUCAAACCAUUCCAAAGACUCCUAACAGGUCAAGAGAGAGAGACCCGGACAAGUCAACUCAGAAUAAAGAGAAAAGGAAACGAAGGGGCUCUCUCUCACCACCCUCUUCCGCCUAUGAACGGGGAACAAAAAGGCCGGAUGACAGAUAUGAUACACCAACUUCUAAAAAGAAAGUACGAAUUAAAGACCGGAAUAAACUUUCUACAGAGGAGCGCAGGAAGUUGUUUGAACAGGAGGUAGCACAGAGGGAGGCUCAGAAGCAACAGCAACAGAUGCAAAACUUGGGGAUGACAUCACCACUACCCUUUGACUCUCUGGGCUAUAAUGCCUCUCAUCACCCCUUUGCUGGCUAUCCACCAGGUUAUCCCAUGCAAGCUUACGUGGAUCCCAGCAACCCUAAUGCUGGAAAGGUGCUUCUGCCCACACCCAGCAUGGACCAUGUGUGUUCUCCCGCUCCUUAUGACCAUGCUCAGCCCUUGGUAGGACAUUCUACAGAAUCCCUUGCUGCCCCUUCAUCAGUGCCAGUGGUGCCACAUGUGGCAACCUCUGUGGAAGUUUCCAGUUCACAGUAUGUGGCUCAGAAUGAAAGUGUGGUACACCAAGACUCCAAUGUUCCUGUAAUGCCAGUACAAGCUCCAGGCCCAGUCCAAGGACAGAAUUAUAGUGUUUGGGAUUCAAACCAACAAUCUGUCAAUGUACAACAACAGUACUCUCCUGCACAGUCUCAAGCAACUAUAUAUUAUCAAGGACAGACAUGUUCAACUGUCUAUGGUGUGACAUCUCCUUAUUCACAGACAACUCCGCCAAUUGUGCAGCCUGAAAUGGUUGUAACAAAUAAUCUACUGGAUCUGCCACCCCCCUCUCCUCCAAAACCAAAAACCAUUGUUUUACCUCCCAACUGGAAGACAGCCCGAGAUCCUGAAGGGAAGAUCUAUUACUACCAUGUAAUCACAAGGCAGACUCAGUGGGACCCUCCCACUUGGGAAAGCCCAGGAGAUGAUGCCAGCCUAGAGCAUGAAGCUGAGAUGGACCUGGGAACCCCAACAUACGAUGAAAACCCGAUGAAGACAUCAAAAAAGCCCAAGACUGCAGAAGCAGACACCUCCAGUGAGCUAGCAAAGAAAAGCAAAGAAGUAUUCAGAAAAGAGAUGUCUCAGUUCAUUGUCCAGUGCCUGAAUCCUUACCGGAAACCUGACUGCAAGGUGGGCAGAAUCACCACGACUGAGGAUUUCAAACACCUUGCUCGAAAGCUGACUCAUGGAGUUAUGAAUAAGGAGCUGAAGUACUGUAAGAACCCCGAGGACCUGGAGUGCAAUGAGAAUGUGAAACACAAAACCAAGGAGUACAUUAAGAAGUACAUGCAGAAGUUUGGGGCAGUUUACAAACCUAAGGAGGACACUGAAUUAGAGUGACGCGCGGGGCCAGAGUGAGGAGUGUGAUCAGAAAGGAUGGAUCCUGUGGCUUCUGCCCUACCCAUGGCCAGGCCUGCACUACCGGUGUGACGACCCAUCAUCCUGAGCAGUUCAAACCUUGGAGGAGUCAACUGUAAGGCACAAAAAUGAGCUCUGUCUACAAGCGACCCCUAGUUGUGAGCUGCUGGAUGUAACAGUUAAGGCCAUCGGAGGCAGUAGCCUAGGGAAGACCGUGGCCACACCCGACCCCGCUCUCAGACCUGGGUCUCCCCCUUGGCGGUGCUGUCAGCGCACAGACCCAUGCGCACCCUCCCCCAAGACCCUUACCCUGAUGAUCUGUAUUAUAUUUUAAUGUAUAUGUGAAUAUAUUGAAAAGAAUUUGUUUGUUUUUCCUGGUUUUUGUUCAGUUUUUGUUUGCCGUUAGCCUCUAUGUGCUAGAAUCAUGGGAAGACUUUGUAAGGACAGUAUAAAUUCUCCUGCAAGGUUUAAUUUGUUAUCAUGUAAAUAUUCCAAAGCAGGCUGCCUUGUGGUUUUGGCCAGCCUUGUGCUAUGUUGAUAAGAUUGAUUUACUGCUUAAGAUCACUUUACUUUAUCCAAUUUUUACUGAACUUUUUAUGUAAAAAAUAAAAUCAAUUAAAGAACUUGCAAUGUGUGUUCCCUAAAACUUAA